CUGAGCUUCAAAAGCACUGAAACUUAAGAGAACCAUGACGGAUCUCUCGGCCUCCUCCCCGGUCCCUGACCCCGCUGUGGUGGACCCCUUCUCGGCCGUGCGGAACGGCCGCUGCGCCGCUGCCCUGGAGCCCAGCCCGGCCAGGAGAGACGGCGAUGUGUGCGCUACGGAGCAAGACCAGGAGAUGAAGAUCACAGACAGUGUGGAGGGGCAGGGUCUGUUAGAGAGCAGUAUGCGUCUGAAACCACAUGAAGCUCAAAGCUACAGGAAGAAGGCCCUGUGGGUGUCGUGGAUUUCCAUUGUGGUGACGCUUAUCCUGGCAGUGGCAGCGUUCACUGUAUCCUUCAUGAGGCACAGCGCAUCCGCCUUCGGAUUUGCUUUCGAUGCUACGUUAGAUGUGCUCUCAUCCAUCAUAGUGCUCUGGCGCUACAGCAACGCAGCAGCUGUGCAUUCUGCCCACAGAGAAUACAUAGCCUGUGUGAUAUUGGGGGUAGUGUUUCUUUUGUCCUCCAUGUGUAUCCUGGGAAAAGCCAUCCAUGACCUGGCCACUAAGCUCCUGCCUGAAGUGGAUGACUUCCUCUUCAGUGUAUCUAUUGUGAGCGGGCUCACGUGUGUCGUCCUGGCUGUUGUUAAGUUCAUGCUGGGGAGAGUGCUGACGAGCAGAGCCCUAAUCACUGAUGGUUUUAACUCCAUGGUUGGAGGGAUUAUGGGUUUCUCCAUCCUCAUCAGUGCAGAAGUCUUUCGGCAUCACCCUGCUGUCUGGUUUUUGGACGGCACCGUUGGCGUUCUGAUUGGGCUCAUCAUCCUAGCUUAUGGAAUAAAGUUGUUAAUUGACAUGGUACCACGAGUACGGCAAACCAGGAACUACGAACGUUUUGAGUAAGCAUGAUUGAGAAGAUGUAGGAGAAGUGGGUACCCAUGCUGUAAUGAUCAUCACCCUCAUUCUCUCACACCUCCACCUCCAACACACACAAGCACACACUCAUUUGCAUACAAUCAGAUCCAAGAGCGAAGGGUCCCAACGGUCUUCUUCAUCUGAGCAGCUGUUCUGAGACUAAUCAUCACAUGCUUCACCUGAUCUUCAAACUCAAUCUAUCAGCCAGGAGCACCUCAACAGAAGCAGAAGGAGAAGCUAUGGAAGCUCAGAAUAAGGUCACUGGAUAAAGGCCUUGGCAAAGGCAAACUUUUUUCUUUAUAUUUUUUUUUGUCUGGUGUGAUAUUGAUAUAUUCUUGAGAUUCUUCGAGGCUCUUCUCCAUCAACGUUCUGUCAGGUUUUUCUAAAAUCCAUUAAUUUGCUCCACUCAGCUGCAGGACACUGUGUUCUUCCAGUUGUGGUCAUAUGGGUGUCUUGCUGUUUCUAACCUCAGCACAUCACCCCUCCCUAAAAUCCUUCUUCCCUGUUUUCCAACUAACAAAGCCCUGUCGACCCCAAACCAAAUUAAAAUUCGUUACAAAUAUUCACUGACAGAUAAGGUUAAGCAGCCAGGAUUUGCAGAGUUACAAAACUAGCCCUUGAUACCUGAAACCCUAGAUGGCUCCAACGAUAAAGCACAUAAGAAGCUUCAUGGACUCUUGCCCAGGUUCAUGCAGGGUCCAUUGUUAGAGUGAACAUGGCAGUCAAGGGACCAAUACGUACCUCAAAACAAGAGGACUAAGUCAGCAAGUAGACAGGAGAGUCCCAAAACUGCUGAGAUACAGACAAGAUAUGGAGAUCGGGGACCAAUUGUAUACACCAUACCUGCAAUGCAUGUAAAUGGUGUCAUUUAGCAUUCCUACCAUAUCUGUGUUAGCAUAGGGAGAAGCUACACUGCAGCACUGUAAGAAAUAAGUCAGCCCAACUUAAAAUUGUAAGGUAACUGAUUACACUGUUUUUCUUGAGUAAACUCAGCUUGAGGACAUCAGAGUUCACCCUUCUCAAACUUCUUAGCUCAGUCUCUCAUUUCUAGUUCUGCAUAUCAGUUAGGUAAACAAUAUAGAAUUAAAUUUUUUACUCAGUUAUCCCACUAGCUGGGACUCUGCCCAUCACACA
Messenger RNA from Colossoma macropomum (tambaqui), 2029 nucleotides. It is a transcript of the gene tmem163a, whose product is annotated as transmembrane protein 163a. The transcript is spliced from 8 exons. The coding region runs from base 35 to 883 and encodes 282 amino acids. NCBI's taxonomy places the organism in Eukaryota, Metazoa, Chordata, Actinopteri, Characiformes, Serrasalmidae. Gene Ontology annotation, molecular function: zinc ion binding. Gene Ontology annotation, cellular component: synaptic vesicle membrane. The record is from RefSeq and is a predicted model, not a curated record.